Molecule: messenger RNA, 4493 nt
Organism: Cololabis saira (Pacific saury)
Lineage: Eukaryota; Metazoa; Chordata; Actinopteri; Beloniformes; Belonidae
Gene: xpo4
Product: exportin 4
Exons: 25
Coding region: 1-3651 (1216 amino acids)
Biological process (GO): protein export from nucleus
Cellular component (GO): cytoplasm; nuclear pore
Molecular function (GO): nuclear export signal receptor activity
Source: RefSeq, a predicted model, not a curated record
AUGGAGGAGCUGGAGCAGCUGGUCGCCACGGGACCUCAUGGUUUUCCCCCUCCGCAGGAGGAGUUUAAAGCCCGUGUUGAGAGUUUGAGGACAGUUUUUGGGGGUUCAUGGGGCGACGUCACCGGCCGGGGCGCGCAGCGCGGUCCCGCCGUGUCCCAGAAUGCAGCGCGCUUGGCGCGUCAUUGGAGAGGGACGACGAUGGCGGCGGUCGGUGCAGCAGAAGUGAUCACACAGCUGGAGAGCGCUGCCAAAGUUUUAAUGGCCCCACCGUCCAUGGUCAGCACAGAACAGAGACAGCAUGCUGAACACAUCUUCCUCUCCUUCAGGAAGUCCAAAUCCCCUUUUGCCAUCUGCAAGCACAUCUUGGAGACCAGUAAGGUGGACUACGUGCUGUUCCAGGCGGCCACAGCCAUCAUGGAGGCUGUGGUACGGGAGUGGAUACUGCUGGAGAAGACCAGCAUCGAGUCGCUGCGGGCUUUCCUCCUCACCUACGUCUUACAGAGACCCAAUCUGCAGAAGUAUGUCCGAGAGCAGAUCCUGCUGGCCGUGGCCGUCAUCGUGAAGAGAGGAUCUCUGGACAAAAGUAUCAGCUGUAAAAGCGUCUUUCAUGAGGUCGGACAGCUCAUCAGCAGCGGGAACCCAACAGUGCAAACGCUGGCCUGCUCCAUCCUGACCGCGCUGCUCAGCGAGUUCUCCAGCUCCAGUAAGACCAGCAGCAUCGGCCUCAGCAUGGAGUUCCACGGCAACUGCAAGCGCCUGUUCCAGGAGGAAGGCCUGCGUCAGAUCUUCAUGUUGACCAUGGAGGUACUGCAGGAGUUCAGCCGCCAAGAAAACCUUAACGCCCAGAUGUCCUGUGUCUUCCAGCGAUACCUGGCUCUGGCCAACCACGUCCUCAGCUGGAACUUUUUGCCUCCCAAUCUGGGGCGCCACUACAUCGCCAUGUUUGAGGCCACGCAGAACGUCACACUCAAGCCUACCGAGUCCUGGAGGGAAGCGCUGCUGGACACCCGCGUCAUGGACCUCUUCUUCACCGUACACAGGAAGAUUCGGGAAGACUCGGACAUGGCGCAGGAUUCCCUUCAGUGCCUGGCCCAGCUGGCCUCCAUGCAUGGGCCCAUCUUCCCCGAUGAGAGCGCCCAGGUCUCCUACCUGGCCCACAUGGUGGAGGGCCUGCUCAGCAUGAUCAACGGGAUCGAGAUUGAGGACUCUGAGGCGGUGGGCAUCUCCAAUAUAAUUUCCAAUCUCAUCACCAUGUUCCCUCGGAGCACGCUGACAGCUCUGCCCAGCGACCUCUUCACCUCCUUCAUCAACUGCCUCACGCUGCUCACCUGCUCCUUUGGACGCAGCGCCGCCCUGGAGGAGGUGCUGGAUAAGGACGACAUGGUUUACAUGGAGGCCUAUGACAAGCUGCUGGAGUCGUGGCUCACGCUGGUCCAGGACGAGGAGCACUUUCCCCGCGGCUGCUUCAUCCAGCCAGCAAUCCAGGUCUUCAACUCCUACAUCCAGUGUCACCUGGCCGCUCCCGAUGGGACCCGCAAUCUGUCAGUGAAUGGCAUAUCGUCUCACGAUGAAGAAGAGAUCAAUGAGCUGCAGGAGGAUGACAGAGAACUGUUCUCAGACCAGCUGUCAAGCAUUGGCAUGUUGGGCCGUGUGGCAGCGGACCACUGCAUCCCCCUGCUCACCAGCCUUCUGGAGGAGCGGGUGAACCGGCUGCACGGGCAGCUCCAGAGGACCCAGCAGCACCUGAUGGCCUCGUCUGACCUGGGAACACUGGACCGCAAAGUGCUGGACGACCUCUACGAGGACAUCCACUGGCUCAUACUGGUCUCAGGGUAUCUACUAGCAGACGAUCCUCAGGGUGAAACCCCGCUGAUCCCCUCCGAGGUGAUGGAGUUCUCCAUCAAACACUCAACAGAGGUGGACAUCAACACAACGCUGCAGAUCCUGGGAUCGCCGGGGGAAAAGGCCUCCUCCAUACCGGGCUUCAACCGCACAGACUCCGUCAUCCGGCUGCUGUCUGCGGUUCUGAGGACGUCGGAGGUGGAGUCCAGGGCGACCAGGGCGAGCCUGACUGAGCUGCUCAGCCCCCAGAUGGGAAAGGACAUCGUGUGGUUCCUCAGACGAUGGGCCAAGACGUACCUGCUGGUGGAUGAGAAGCUCUACGAGCAGAUCAGCAUUCCUUUCAGCACAGCGUUUGGUGCAGACACCGAGGGCGCUCAGUGGAUUGUGGGAUAUCUAUUGGAAAAAGUGAUCAACAACCUGUCAGUGUGGAGCUCGGAGACGGACCUGGCCAACGACACGGUGGAGCUGCUGGUGACUCUGGUAGAGAAGAGGGAGAGAGCGAACAUCGUGGUUCAGUGUGAGAGCUGGUGGAACCUGGCGAAGCAGUUCGCCAGCCGCAGCCCACCGCUCCACCUGCUGUCCAGCUCCGUGCAGAGGUCUCUGAUGAAGGCGCUGGUGCUGGGAGGCUUCGCUCACAUGGACUCUGACACCAAGCAGCAGUACUGGGCCGAGGUGCUUCAUCCUCUCCAGCAACGUUUUCUCAACCUCAUCAACCAGGAGAAUUUUGCUCAGAUCAGCCAAGAGGAAGCUGUCAAACAGGAAAUCGUCGCCACACUGGAGGCGCUGUGCGGCAUUGCCGAGGCAACGCAGAUUGACAACGUGGCGUCGCUUUUCUCUUUCCUCAUGGACUUUCUGUCCAGUUGCAUCGGCCUCAUGGAGGUUUACAGCAACACGCCAGAGACAAUCAACCUCAUCAUUGAGGUUUUUGUGGAAGUGGCUCACAAGCAGAUCUGUUACCUGGGAGAGUCAAAGUCCAUGAAGCUGUACGAGGCGUGUCUAACGCUGCUGCAGGUCUACUCCAAAAACAACCAGAGCAGGAAGCGAAGCGACGCCACGGCCGAGGAGGACCAGUACCAGGACCUGCUGCUCAUUAUGGAGCUGCUCACAAACCUGCUGUCCAAAGAGUUCAUCGACUUCAGCGACACCGACGAGGUGUUUCGAAACCAAGACCAGGGAACACCGGCGUCCAAUCGGACCGUUUCAGCAGCAGAUGUUGUUCUCUAUGGAGUCAAUAUUGUUCUUCCCCUCAUGUCUCAGGACCUGCUGAAGUUCCCAUCUUUGUGUAACCAGUACUACAAGCUCAUCACCUUCAUCUGUGAGAUCUUUCCAGAAAAGAUCCCUCAGCUGCCUGAAGAUCUCUUCAAGAGUCUCAUGUUCUCGUUGGAGCUGGGAAUGACCUCGAUGAGUUCAGAAAUCAGCCAGCUGUGUUUGGAGGCUUUGUCUCCUCUGGCUGAGCAGUGCGCCAAAAACCAGGAGAAAGACUCUCCGCUCUUCAUCGCCACUCGGCACUUCCUCAAGUUGGUGUUUGACAUGCUGGUCCUGCAGAAACACAACACGGAGAUGACCGUGGCAGCAGGAGAAGCUCUCUACACACUCGUGUGCCUGCAUCAGGUGGAGUACUCGGAGCUGGUGGAGACCCUGCUCUCCUCUCAGAGAGACGCCAUCAUCUACCAGCGGCUGGCCGAUGCCUUCAAUAAGCUGACUGCCAGCAGCACGCCACCCACUAUGGACCGGAAGCAGAAGGUGGCCUUCCUCAAGAGCCUGGAGGAGUUUGUGGCUAAUGUGGGUGGCCUGCUCUGCGUGAAAUAACCACUGAAAAAUCUUACUGGCCUCAAGUCAUCCUUCAUUCUGAAAAACAACCAAUCAGAGACGCCUUCCCUGCUUUGUCCCUGGGAACUACACUUGAAGGAGAUGGUACACAGCCUUGGAGGAACUCUUUGCCUGCUGGGAUCCAUUUCUAACCUGAAUGUUUACCCCAUUUUCACCUGGGAUCUUCAUCCGUUUCUUCUUGGUUUGGGUUUGGUUUGGUUCACUCGUGUCCAUUACAUUUGCCAGUCCGACCUCCAACCCCGCCUCCAGCAUGAUUGACAAUUGCUAAGCGUGGCGACUGAACUGCAAAGCAGACGGGCUCAGUCAGGGGUUCCUACCUGUCGGAGCCGAGUGGCGGAGAACUGGCCAUCACGAUGUGGAGAGGCGGAUCUCUAACUGGUGUUGAGGAAAACACACACACACGCAGUCACUGACGACAAACAUGUUUUCACUAUUUAGGUUCUGGUUCCGGUUUGAGAGCAUCGUUGGGGACAUUUAUCCUCCCUCCCUUUUUUUUUUUUUUUUUUUUUUUUUUUAAUGCCAUGGUACGUGCACACUUACACACAUACGUAAAUCAUCACAGAUGUUCCCAGAGUGCCUUUGUUUAGUUGAUUGUUUUGUGUGUGUGGUGUAUGAGUGGAUCAUGAGACAUAUUGGCUCAUGACUGUGACUAAUGACUGUGCCUGUUCAAUGCCAAGAGUACAGCAGACGUACACACACAGGUAUGCAUGAGGCAUUUCCAUGAUGGCUAUAUAUACAUAUGUAUGUAUAUGUACAUGAACGUGUAUGUAAGUGUGUAUGUGUAUAUAUAUAUAUAUAUAUAUAUAUAUAUAUAUAUAUAU